AUGAUGGUGCUGAGUAUUGAAGAAUCAGAACACAGAGUACUGCCCACCCUGUACUGCAGAGCACUGCCCCCUGGCCUGGGGGAACGAGCACGGCCCCCUGGCCUGGGGGAACGAGCACUGCCCCUGGCCUGGGGGAACGUGAACCUGUCUGACCUGUCUGUCUGUGACCUGUCUGUCUCUCAGGAGCACUGCCCCCUGGCCUGGGGGAACGUGAACCUGUCUGACCUGUCUGUCUGUGACCUGUCUGUCUCUCAGGAGCACUGCCCCCUGGCCUGGGGGAACGUGAACCUGUCUGACCUGUCUGUCUGUGACCUGUCUGUCUCUCAGGAGCACUGCCCCCUGGCCUGGGGGAAGGAGCACUGCCCCCUGGCCUGGGGGAACGUGAACCUGUUUGAUUAUAAGUCCAUCCUGGUCUGUGGUAAAGUGGCUCUCAGUCUGUGGCCGGUUCCUCACGGUCUUGAGGAUCUGCUCAACCCCAUCGGAGUCGCCGGCUCCAACCCCAACAAGGAGACUCCCUGUGUGGAGCUGGAGUUCUCCUGGUUCAAUCAGACGGUGGUGUUUCCAGACGAGCAGCAGAUCGAGGAGCACGCCAACUGGACCAUCAGCAGAGAGCUGGGCUACAACUACAGCCUGGGCCUGAGCAGUCGUCUGGCCUGUGACAGCAGUGUUUCAGCAGCAGACGUGGAGCAGCUUCGCUCUCUCUGCUCCAAAGAUCCUCUAUACGAGCUGUCAGAGCAGGAGAAGGACUUCCUGUGGAGGCACAGACAUUACUGUGUGAACAUCCCUGAGUCUCUGCCUAAGCUGCUGCUGUCUGUCAAGUGGAACUCCAGAGACGAGGUUUCCCAGAUGUACUGCCUGCUGAAGGAGUGGCCUCUCAUGGAGCCGGAGUCUGCCCUGGAGCUGCUCGACUGUAACUUCCCUGACCCCAUGGUGCGCGAGUUCGCCCUGCGCUGCCUGGUGCAGGGCCUGACCGACGACCGCCUGUCCCAGUACCUGCUGCAGCUGGUGCAGGUGUUAAAGUAUGAGAUGUACCUGGACAAUCCCCUGGCUCGCUUCCUGAUAAAGAAAGCUCUGACCAAUCAGAGGAUAGGACACUUCUUCUUCUGGCACCUCAAGUCAGAGAUGCACAAUAAAACGGUGUCUCGUCGGUUCGGUCUGCUGCUGGAGGCUUUCUGCAGAGCCUGUGGCAUGUACCUGAAACACCUGAACCGACAGGUGGAAGCCAUGGACAAACUGGUGAACUUGACAGACACACUGAAACAAGAGAAGAAAGAUGAGACUCAGAAGACUCAGAUGAAGUUCCUGGUGGAGCACAUGUCCCGGCCCGACUACAUGGAGGCCCUGCAGGGCUUCGUCUCCCCGCUGAACCCCGUCCACCAGCUGGGAAACCUCAGGCUGGAGGAGUGCAGGAUCAUGUCGUCGGCGAAGCGCCCCCUGUGGUUGAACUGGGAGAACCCGGACAUCAUGUCUGAGCUGCUCUUCACCAACAACGAGGUCAUCUUCAAGAACGGAGACGACCUGCGUCAGGACAUGCUGACUCUUCAGAUUAUUAAGAUCAUGGAGAACAUUUGGCAGAACCAGGGCCUGGACCUGCGCAUGCUGCCGUACGGCUGUCUGUCCAUAGGGGACUGUGUGGGGCUGAUCGAGGUGGUGAAGAACAGCUUCACCAUCAUGCAGAUUCAGUGUAAGGGCGGCCUGAAGGGGGCGCUGCAGUUCAACUCCAACACCCUGCACCACUGGCUCAAGGACAAGAACCGCGGGGAGGCGUACGACCGAGCCAUCGACCUGUUCACUCGGUCCUGUGCUGGUUACUGUGUCGCCACGUUCAUCCUGGGGAUCGGAGACAGACACAACUCCAACAUCAUGGUGAAGGAGAACGGACAGCUGUUCCAUAUAGAUUUCGGUCACUUUCUGGACCACAAGAAGAAGAAGUUUGGUUACAAGCGGGAGCGAGUUCCCUUCGUUCUGACGCAGGACUUCCUCAUCGUCAUCAGCAAAGGCCUGCAGGAGUCCACCAAGACCAAGGAGUUCGAGAGGUUCCAGGAGAUGUGUUACAAGGCGUACCUGGCGAUCCGUCAGCACGCCAGUCUGUUCAUCAACCUGUUCUCUCUGCUGCUGGGCUGCGGCAUGCCGGAGCUGCAGAGCUUCGACGACAUCGCCUACCUGAGGAAGACGCUGGCGCUGGAGAAGACGCAGCAGGAGGCGUUGGAGUAUUUCACCAAGCAGAUGAACGAUGCUCAUCACGGCGGCUGGAGCACCAAGAUGGACUGGAUCUUCCACACCAUCCGCCACAUGCCCAACGAGCACUGA
Molecule: messenger RNA, 2310 nt
Organism: Myripristis murdjan (pinecone soldierfish)
Lineage: Eukaryota; Metazoa; Chordata; Actinopteri; Holocentriformes; Holocentridae
Product: phosphatidylinositol 4,5-bisphosphate 3-kinase catalytic subunit alpha isoform-like
Exons: 20
Coding region: 1-2310 (769 amino acids)
Biological process (GO): phosphatidylinositol-mediated signaling; cell migration; phosphatidylinositol-3-phosphate biosynthetic process
Cellular component (GO): phosphatidylinositol 3-kinase complex, class IA; plasma membrane; cytoplasm
Molecular function (GO): 1-phosphatidylinositol-3-kinase activity; 1-phosphatidylinositol-4-phosphate 3-kinase activity
Source: RefSeq, a predicted model, not a curated record